Messenger RNA from Gadus macrocephalus (Pacific cod), 1776 nucleotides. Its product is annotated as C-type lectin domain family 4 member C-like. Bases 262 to 1092 code for a protein of 276 amino acids. Lineage: Eukaryota; Metazoa; Chordata; Actinopteri; Gadiformes; Gadidae. The record is from RefSeq and is a predicted model, not a curated record. The transcript has a single exon.
AUGUCUUGAUGUGUAUUUUGGUCCUUUGGAUGUUGAUGGAACAAUCAACCUUGCGGUUAUGACCAUAAUUGAUGCACUGCACGUACCAUUUAGACAACAGGAUGUAUUUAACCAAGUUGAAAGGAGCCUCUGGUUAAAAUACUUCCUGUUUGAUCAAGGUAGGUGUUAAGACUGACAUGCUGGCAUUCAAAACGCACAGAAAGACCAAGCACUCAUGGGGGCAGGACGAUAAGAAACUCUGAAAAAAGUUUGGACCAGAAUAUGGCUGAGGUGAUUCACGUAACGCUCAACAUGAAGAUGAUCAAGGCCAGGAACAAACAAGGAGAUGGAGAGGAGAGUAUAGAGGACGACUACGAUAGCAUUGAGAGCCUCAGAGAUCAACACCAGGACUAUGUGGGGACAGAGGAGUCCUCCAAUACUCUGGGAACAGUAAGAGGUCAGCAGCCGGACCCUGUGAGCCCUCCUCAGUGGCCGAUCAGGGCUGUGGUGGUGCUUCUGGUCCUGCUGUCUCUUACCCUACUGGCUGGACUGCUUCGGUUUGCGGUGCAACACAAGACCAUAAGCAUGGGCAGAGACGCGGAGCAACUUCUCCAAAGGCUGAAGAAUGUGACAGAGCAACACAAGACCGUAAGCAUGGAGGUGGAGGAACUUCUCCAAUGGCUGAUGAUUGCGUUAGAGCAGAGAAACUCACUGCUUUGUAAACAGGAAUGUUCAGGUAAUUGGACUAAGUUUGGUUGCAAGUGUUACCUUAUUUCCAAUGAGAUGGAAUCCUGGAAAAAUAGCAGGGAGCUCUGUGUUUCCUAUGGAGCAGAUCUUGUGGUUGUAGACAGUGAAGAGGAGAUGGACUUCAUUAACAUCGAGGGCAAGUCCUACUGGUUCGGAGCGACAGAUGAGGCCAGUGAGGGGUUGUGGAGAUGGGUUGAUGGGACCGUCCUGUCAGCGGAUAACCCCUACUGGUUCAGCGGGCAUCGUGAUGGUGGCAAGGACAUGAACUGCUUAAUGAGGGUCUUCGAGGAGAACACACAUAAAUGGACAGAUGAGAGCUGUGAAGAAAGUAACUAUGCGCUUUGUGAGUACAGUAUAAUUUUAUGAAAUGAUCAAUGAAAACAUUUGUGACUUUUUUUUUAAUCUUAAUGCCAACAAACGUUCAAUGUUUUGUUUUGUAAUUGUUAAGUUCUGCCAUUCGAUAAGAACUGUGAUUGGCUGCAAGGUGUUAUCUCAUUACAAUUAGAGGACAUGACGACUUCACUGGUCACUGCAGGAGCUGUACAUAGAUGCUGUUCUAGUUACUUUAUUUUUUCAAUGUUUCCACAAUUGCUCUUGGUUUUGGAGGCUGAGGUUAGGAGGUAAAGAGUCGUAAGGUAUUGGCUGGUUCCCAGUUGCUGUAAACCACACUAGCUCUCUAUCUAGACUGCAUUUUCUGCCUUUGUCUUAGCCCCUCUGCUAACUAUUGCUCUGUUGAAAUGUAUCUUGACUUCGUCACCAAGUAGUGUGAUCAAAACAAAAAACUUUUGUAUAAAUUAUCUAGUGGUUCUACGGUGUUCAGAGGAACAGUAGACUUGUUACUGAAUCAGCUUGUAGGUCUGCACUUAGUUUUGCGUUACUGUUUUGCGUAACUUAAUGAACACUUUUGAAGGUACAUAUGCAUCUAUGCAUUCGCGCACAUAAAGUCAUUUGUAAAUUGCUUUGAAUCUGUAAAUGGAGUGUCCAUUCAGCUGUGUUUCCGUCGUGAAUUUGACCUUUAUUAAAGAAACUCUUGAUUCAUAUGUUUUGCUG